AUGUCAGUAUACUCUCCACAGUUGUGCUCCGACCAUCAUUGUCACUCCAAACUGUCCCAUUUGCUUUUUCGAGGUGUCCACUCUCUCUCUCAUUUUCUCUACCAGUGCCCACAGAAAUGGACAGUAUGGGAAAAUGCAUGGAUUAAAUACUUUGGACUAUCCCCGUUGACAUUUGAUAUCCAUCGCACACUAUUCUCUCUGAAAGUCCCUGGCCAUUCACUACCUGUCUUUCAUGUCCAGCUAUGUCAAAUAAUUAGCAGCAGCAUCCUGGCCCUGUGGGGCACUCACUGGAGCUUUAUCUUCAACAACAGGCCUUUUCAGACCUCUUCGAUUAACUCUAAAAUAGACACCCUUGUUUCGCACUUUUCCUCUGAAUUAGACUUAACAUAG
This is a messenger RNA of Phycomyces blakesleeanus NRRL 1555(-), 390 nucleotides long. Its product is annotated as C2H2-type zinc finger transcription factor. Bases 1 to 390 code for a protein of 129 amino acids. The record is from RefSeq and is a predicted model, not a curated record. The transcript has a single exon. NCBI's taxonomy places the organism in Eukaryota, Fungi, Mucoromycota, Mucoromycetes, Mucorales, Phycomycetaceae.